AUGAUUUUUGGAACAUGGAAUACUCAAGGACUUGGGGGAAAGGUGGAAGAUGUGGUGAAAGCAUUGGAAAAAAUGAGAUUGAGUGCCAAAAAGCCAAAGAGCCGCCAAAGGGGUAUUAAUCCUUAUCAGGAAAAAUACACCAAUAAAAUCACGUCGUGGGAAACAAUUAACGAAAGACUAGCUACGUUAAACUUAUCUCUGAAAGUGCAUAGAAUUGUAAUAGUCGCCGCCUAUGGCCCAAAUGAUGAUGCUACACAACUGAUUAAAGAUGCAUUCUACGAUCAACUAAAUGAAACCAUUUCAAGAGCAGGAAACCAGAGAGAAACAAUAGUGAUGGGCGACCUAAAUGCUAGAGUAGGAUCAAACACGAACAGUAAUAUAGUCGGAAGGCACGGUGAAAAUACUCUUAAUAACAACGGACAAAGACUGAUCGAGCUAUGCGAACAACAUAAACAAAAAAUCCUGAACGGAUUUUUUCAACAUAAAGACAUCCACAAAUAUACUUGGCAUGAAGAAACGAGACAGCUAAAAUCAAUUAUAGACUAUAUAAUUGUUAAACAGAGAUCCUUUAUAAAAGUUCAAGACACUAGGGUAUACAGAGGAAUAGAAUGCGGAUCUGACCACUUUUUCUUAGGCGCAAAAAUACAAUUUCCCUUUAAGAUAAAAUACAACGAAACAGACACAACAAACAUCUCAACAAUAAAACAAACAUCUUACAAUAUAGAAGGACUUCACGAACUUAGUACAAAAUAUUUAUUUAAGACUCGAUUAGAUAACAAACUUCAAAUUGAAUUGCUAUCAGGGCGCACGGAUGAACUGUAUAAACACAUCGUUUCCUGCCUACACUCCGCUGCACAAGAAGCUCUAGGAAUUAAGCCGAAAGAUAUGAACAAACAAAACAACAAUGUUACAUGGGAUAACACACUAGACGAGCAAAAACAAAUAAAACAAAAAGCUUUCAACAAAUGGCUAAAUUCUAAAGAUCCACAAGAUAAAAACAACUACAGAAAUGAACAAUCAAAAUUUAAAAGCAUGAUCAACAAAAACAAAAACGACACAUGGGAGAGGAAAUGCACUGAACUGAACACACAUGUGGGGGGUACUAGAUCAUCAGAAGCAUGA
Molecule: messenger RNA, 1122 nt
Organism: Sitophilus oryzae (rice weevil)
Lineage: Eukaryota; Metazoa; Arthropoda; Insecta; Coleoptera; Curculionidae
Product: craniofacial development protein 2-like
Exons: 2
Coding region: 1-1122 (373 amino acids)
Molecular function (GO): catalytic activity
Source: RefSeq, a predicted model, not a curated record